UCGUUCCAGUCGCUAGUGAAAACAGACGAUUAUUUACUCCCAAUAUUUUUAAUAACCUAUAAUUAAAGAUAAAAAGUACAUGAAACAGCACGGCGAUUUGUGUCUGUUAACGUCAAUAUUCUAAUCGAUACGCGCGUAUCUACGUAUGCGUGACAUUUGUGGCGUUUCACUGCAAAACACGUACGGAUAUAAAAUUCUGAAUGCGCAGCGUGUGCUUGCCAUAACAAGCCAAUGACAUCGCAAUAAUCGACGAUAUAAUGUAAUAAUGUAAUUCAAUAAAUCGAAGUAUGCUAACGGAAAGAUCAUAAGCGACAUCAAAAGAAAAUACGAAGAUACUGGGGAAUCGAGAUGGGUUCUGUUCUAAGCUACUUUUUCGGCUAUUCGGACAGCGAUACGAUAGAUCCAAAAGUUGGACUGACCAAAAGAGAAAUGAGGCUCGUGAGAGAAACGUGGAACAUAGUGCGCGUACAUUCGGUCAAAGCUGGCGUAACUAUUAUGGCAAGCUAUUUCAGCAAAUAUCCGCGAUAUCACCAAGUGUUCCCUGCGUUCAAGCACGUCCCUGUAGACGAGCUAGCGGGCAAUAAAAAGUUUCAAGCUCACUGUCAAAAUAUCAUGAGCACAUUGAGCAAUUCGAUCGAUGCUUUGCACGAUGCUGACUUGAUGGACGCGAUAUUGCAUUCCACCGGCGAGAGACACGGCCGACGAGGCCAGGGUAGACAGGAAUUUAUCGACUUGAAAGCAGUGAUGCUAGAAGUAAUGAAGGACACGUUAAAGUCGAAAUUUCCCGCCGAGGUGGAAGUCGCAUGGAACAAAACGAUCGAUAUUCUAUUUUUAAAAAUAUUCGAAGGCAUCGAACGCACCGCUUCCUGACAAGCACCAAUGAACGAUUUUUUUAAUCAGCAUCCGCGUCGCUAUCGCUAUCUAAGUGUACGUAAUCGGUGGCUUCGCUGCUCGUUUCGGUAGUGUAUCUGUUCUUUAUUCUUCUCCCUCUCGUCUCCUCCCUUUCGUCUUCACUCCCUUGCUGCUUUAAUUUUCUACGAAUUAAAGCGCGAAUAUUGUAAAACAAGGGCAGAAAUGAAACGAAACGUGUGAAACCAAUAGGCGAAGAAAGAAAGUGAAGCCGAGGAAUAAUCGGAAUAAUACUUGUAUUUAACUGUGCGAAAAUGUUGCCUGAUUCUUUGCAAGAUCGUGUAACAUAUCAGCGUUAGCAGUGUUCCUAGCAAUCCUAACAGAGUCGCCAUGAGAAUGACAUCGACCUGCAUCCAAGGAUCUUCCUCCCGACGUUCGGAUGGUUCGAGAGUUACUGGAUAACUGUAAAAAUUCAUAAUGGAUAUCGGUAAUUGAGAUUAUACGAUUAUGGUACUUUUACUUUCAAAGGAACAUUGUACGCGUAUUAGUAAAUAUCUGUUAGCCAUAAAUAACGAUAACGUCUCUAUUUUUUAUUUUUUGAGAUACAGCGCGAAAGUUCAAAAUUCCAAGAAGCAAAAUUGUUUAAAUUCACUUGUAAAACUGGAAUGAAAAAUCAGAGAAAAAUACGUAUAAAGGGGAAAGAAAGGAGAAUAUAUCGUGAAUAUAAUAUGAUUUUGUGGAAAAAAGGGAAAAUGAUAAACUUUAUCGAUAAUGGUUGAAGAUUUAUAUAUAUAUAUAUAUAAUU
Heterotrigona itama is the source of this 1654-nucleotide messenger RNA. The record is from the annotation of a GenBank genome assembly. NCBI's taxonomy places the organism in Eukaryota, Metazoa, Arthropoda, Insecta, Hymenoptera, Apidae.